AUGCUAUCGUAUAGGACAAAAGGAUAUAAUGGUUAUGGUAUUCAAUAUUCACCUUUCUUUGAUAAUAAAUUAGCAGUAGCAACAGCAGCAAAUUAUGGAUUAGUUGGAAAUGGUAGACUAUAUAUUUUAAAUAUUGAACCAAAUGGUUCUAUAAUUGAUCAAAUAUCAUGGGAAACUCAAGAUGGAUUGUUUGAUUUAUCAUGGAGUGAAAUUCAUGAGAAUCAAUGCGUUGUUGCAAGUGGUGAUGGUACUAUAAAAUUAUUUGACAUAACGGUUCCUAAUUUCCCAAUAAUGCAAUGGAAAGAACAUCAAAGAGAAGUAUUUUCUAUAAAUUGGAAUUUAGUUGAUAAAACUAAUUUCAUAACUGCAAGUUGGGAUGGUACUAUAAAAAUUUGGUCACAUCAAAGGCAAGAAUCAAUGUUAACUUUAAAUCCUGGUGGAGUAGAUCAUACUACGAAAGUACAACCAAAUACAUCACAACAACUACCUCCAUUACUGCAUCAACAACAACAUCAACUAAAUCAACAACAAACAAGUACAUCAAAUUGUAUAUAUUCAGCACAAUUUUCACCACAUUCACCAUCAACAGUUGUAUCAUGUACAGGUGCAUCACAAAUUCAAAUUUGGGAUAUACGAUCACCACAACCUUUACAAUUACAUUUUGUAUCACAUAAUGGAUUAGAAACGUUAUCAGUAGAUUGGAAUAAAUAUAAAUCAACUAUAAUAGCUUCUGGCGGAACUGAUAAAUCAAUAAGAAUAUGGGAUUUAAGAAUGAUAUCAAAAUUAGAUCAACCAAUACCACAAAAACCAAUGCCAUCACAUCAUAAAUUUGGUCCUUCCCCAUUAAAUGAAUUUUUAGGUCAUGAAUUUGCAGUUAGAAAAGUUCAAUGGUCACCUCAUGAUUCUAAAGAAUUAAUGAGUACUUCUUAUGAUAUGACAUCAAGAAUUUGGAGAGAUGAAAGUAAUGAAAGAGCAAGAUUUUUAAGUAGUAGAGGUGGUGGUCAAAGUAAAAUAUUUGGUGAUCAUAGAGAAUUUGUUAUUGGUUGUGAUUAUAGUUUAUGGGGUGAACCUGGUUGGUGUGCAACUACUGGAUGGGAUGAAAUGGUUUAUAUAUGGGAUUCAAAAAGACUAUAA
This is a messenger RNA of Lodderomyces jiufengensis, 1134 nucleotides long. RefSeq names its product Pex7p (gene PEX7). Gene Ontology annotation, molecular function: protein binding. Lineage: Eukaryota; Fungi; Ascomycota; Pichiomycetes; Serinales; Debaryomycetaceae. The record is from RefSeq and is a predicted model, not a curated record. The transcript has a single exon. Gene Ontology annotation, biological process: protein import into peroxisome matrix. Bases 1 to 1134 code for a protein of 377 amino acids. Gene Ontology annotation, cellular component: cytosol; peroxisomal matrix.